Molecule: messenger RNA, 1121 nt
Organism: Telopea speciosissima
Lineage: Eukaryota; Viridiplantae; Streptophyta; Magnoliopsida; Proteales; Proteaceae
Product: pentatricopeptide repeat-containing protein At5g46100
Molecular function (GO): protein binding
Source: RefSeq, a predicted model, not a curated record
AUGAGCUACAAGACACUAACCAAGUGGUGAAAACAAAUCAUGGCAUCCCAAGUCCAGCUAAUACGAGCAGAAAGGGACAUCCACAAAGCCCUUCUCAUAUUUGAUUCAGCUACAACAAAGUACUUUAAUGGCUUGAAGCAUUAUCAUAACACCUUUGGCCUCAUGAUUGCCAGAUUAGCAUCUGUUAACCAGUUCAAAGCAGCUGAGGAUCUCUUUAAUAGAAUCAAGGAGGAGAAAUGUACCGUUACUGAAGGUAUCUUCCUCCCCAUAUGCAGAGCUUAUGGCCAGGCUCACAAGCCAUUGGAUUCUGUUAGGAUUUUCCAGAGGAUGAAAGAAUUCAGUGUGAAAUGUGAACCCGCUGAAAAAUCUUGUGUCACAGUCUUCUCUACAUUUGUCAAUGAGAACUAGGUGAAAAUGACCCAAAUAAUUUAUAUAAUGAAAGAAAUGGGUAUUCCAUGACAUGUUGCUUCACUCAUUGUUUUGAUUAAUAGCGUCUGCACGAACAACAUGCUUAGUGAUCGGCAUUCUCCAAACAUGAUAACUUAUAGUACAUUAAUAAAUGGACUUUGUAAAGAAGAGAAACUCUGGGAAGCCUUGGAGAUUAUUAACAGAAUGAAGGUUCAGGGGUUGAAAUCAGAUGCAGGGUUGUAUGGAAAAAUCAUAAAUGACCUCUGUGAUUUCCUUAAGUUGCAGGAGGCUGCAAACUUCCUUGAUGAGAUGGUGCUGGGGGGUAGCUCACCUAAUCGUUUAACUUGUAGCCUUCAUGCUAAGACCCAUAAUAGAAUGCUACAAGGACUUAUGAACUGAGAACAACGAAAUCAAGCUUUUCAGUUGUAUCCGAGUAUGAAAACAAGGGGGAUCUGUAUUGAUGUUGAGACUUUCAGUUCUCUUGUGAGUUGCUUCUCUGAAUAAAGUGACAUCCGGGUCCUUGAACGAUGUGUUCCAGAUAAGGCAAUAUGAAGUGCUGUUGUUGGUGGAUUCUGGUGUCGGAGGAAGGUGCGGAAAGCUACUGAGUUUGUUUUGUUUCAGCUGAUAAACGAAUUUGUCAAGGCUGUGCCAUAGGUCCCGUUUUGCAUCAUAUGUUUUGUAUAUGUGGCAAAUUGUUGAUUCCAUCAAUUAUU